Molecule: messenger RNA, 744 nt
Organism: Colletotrichum godetiae
Lineage: Eukaryota; Fungi; Ascomycota; Sordariomycetes; Glomerellales; Glomerellaceae
Exons: 3
Coding region: 1-744 (247 amino acids)
Source: RefSeq, a predicted model, not a curated record
AUGGAGAGCGCAGCCACCAGACCCUUGACCGCUCCCGGCUCUGCUGUUCGCCCAUGUUCUGGCAGUUCUUGCGCUGCGCCGGACAAGAGCGUGGGCACGGGACACGACACGGUUUUUUUCCCCUUCGUGUCCAACUGCUGCUAUUUUCACCCGAUGUUCUUCCAUCCAGGCUCGUGUUGGGACAGGAUGAAGGGAAUAGAUAGAAAAAAGCACUGGGGCUCUGCUGAUCUUGGUCUGGUCUCGACCCUUCGGCUCGGGUUCUCGGGUCUGACAAAGAAUCUGUCAACUGGAGAUCAAGCAAACGGACCAGAUGAACGGUUGGCCUCGGCUGCUGUUUCUAGAGAUUCCGAGUCGCGACUCGGCGCGUCUGUCUCUGGUGGCAAUCUCAUGAGUGCAAGAUGUCUAAUUGAAUACAUUGAAUACACCCUGUACACCGAAAACGAUGCGCUGGAAUCCCAAAAGUCUAAACGCGGAAAGUGUCACGUAGUCGGACCGGUCGUGUCGAGGUCAUUUGACGAUCCUGACGAGAGUAGUUCGAUAUGCUUUCAUCGCUUGCAUCGUAACAAGCGCCGAAUAGACGAAUUGCCCGCCCGCAACCCUGGCUUGUAUGUAGCGAGUCUAGGGAGUCUGGAGAUGCGUGACACUUUUCUCCCAUGGCCGGCGCAGGAGUGCGGCGGGGGAGGGGGCCAGCUGUGCGCCAAGCCUGAACGUGCCGAGCUUGGCCCCGAGCUCAUGCAGCGAUAA